Messenger RNA from Rubroshorea leprosula, 469 nucleotides. The record is from the annotation of a GenBank genome assembly. NCBI's taxonomy places the organism in Eukaryota, Viridiplantae, Streptophyta, Magnoliopsida, Malvales, Dipterocarpaceae.
AAAACAAAACUUAAGACAAGAAAUUAUACCUCUUAAAUGCCAUCUCAUAUUUUUCUGCAAUGUCCGACAUCAAAUACAAUGAAUUCCACCUUGUGGGAACAUCCAAAUCUUGUGCACCCAAAACUACUGUCCCCCGCUUGGUGAGAGCAUUCUUAAGAACCCUAACAACUCCACCAUUUGAUGAUGCAUUGUCCACAGUCAAUGAAUAUACCUCUUCAAUACCCAGUCUUUCAAACACCUCUCUAAAGGGUCACCUAACUCUUCCCCCUUAUGGCUCUUAACAAGAUAGAAGUUUAGGAUUUUUUUGUGCAACUUCCAAUUUUCAUCAAUAUAAUGUGCAGUUAGACACAUGUAAGAAAUUCUUUGAAUUGAGGUUCAUGAGUAAGUAGUAAGUGAAACCCUUUGUCUAGAUUCUUUGAAAACUGAUUUAAGCUUCAACCUUUUGUCCAUAUAAAUAUUAUAGCAAUCU